AUGAUCUCAAAGCACCUUGGUCGUCUAAUUGUGUUAUCAGCAUUUGUAGCACUUUGUGCUAUUGUGCUGUUUCCCACAGAAGCAGAGGCUGGUGGAUAUGGAAGUGUCUCCAAGUAUCGGGGCGAUGUGAAACGACGCUAUCCAUUCCAUCCUGGGUAUCCAUUUAAACGUGGGUUCCCAGGAAAAUACAGAGGACGAGGAAAACUCGGUAGAGGAAGAAGAGGCAAGUUCGGAAAGAAAUACGGAAAACGCCGAGGAUUAAAACGAGGCAGGGGAUACGGACGACGAAAGGGACUCAAGAAAGGAAGGGGAAGGAAAUAUAAAUUUGGAAGGAGAGGAAAGUUCGGAAAGAAAUACGGAAAACGCCGAGGAUUAAAACGAGGCAGGGGAUACGGACGACGAAAGGGACUCAAGAAAGGAAGGGGAAGGAAAUAUAAAUUUGGAAGGAGAGGAAAGUUCGGAAAGAAAUACGGAAAACGCCGAGGAUUAAAACGAGGCAGGGGAUACGGACGACGAAAGGGACUCAAGAAAGGAAGGGGAAGGAAAUAUAAAUUUGGAAGGAGAGGAAAGGGCUAUGGUAGACGCCGAGGAAAGAAAAGGGUUGGAAGGAAAUACGGAAGGGGAAGAGGAAAAGGAAAGGGUAGAAGGAGGGGGAGGAAAUACGGAGGAGGAUACGGACCAAGAAAACGUGUUGGAGGAAAAAGACGUAUAGGAGGAAAGUACAGGAAAGGGUACCCCAAAAAGAAGAACCCUGACAACUGCUAA
Saccostrea cuccullata (small rock oyster) is the source of this 765-nucleotide messenger RNA. Its product is annotated as TATA-binding protein-associated factor 2N-like. The transcript is spliced from 3 exons. The coding region runs from base 1 to 765 and encodes 254 amino acids. NCBI's taxonomy places the organism in Eukaryota, Metazoa, Mollusca, Bivalvia, Ostreida, Ostreidae. The record is from RefSeq and is a predicted model, not a curated record.